Crotalus tigris (Tiger rattlesnake) is the source of this 1675-nucleotide messenger RNA. RefSeq names its product leucine rich repeat containing 17 (gene LRRC17). The record is from RefSeq and is a predicted model, not a curated record. Gene Ontology annotation, molecular function: protein binding. Bases 241 to 1521 code for a protein of 426 amino acids. The transcript is spliced from 4 exons. NCBI's taxonomy places the organism in Eukaryota, Metazoa, Chordata, Lepidosauria, Squamata, Viperidae. Gene Ontology annotation, cellular component: plasma membrane.
GGAUAACGUCAGUCCUCCAAAGGAUGGCUUUGCUUACAGCAUGAAGAGGGAAAGCAAAAUGCAGACCUGGAGGCAGCCUGAAAUAUCCAGAUACAGGAGCUUGUGACAUCCUCUUCCACUGCCCAGGGAAAUUUCACACACCCCAGCUUGUGCCUCCGUCUCGGCAGUCAGAUUUCAAAGGAACACCCUUGCACGGUUCCAGCUGUCGCAUAAAGCAGUGGGGGUCAGCUGGAUGUCAGGAUGCAAAUGGUUACUAUUAUCAUACUACUUUUCUUUAGUCAAGCGGCUGAUCUGAGGAAAGGGCGAAAUGGAAACUCCAGGAAGAAAGCAAACAACGGAAGGGGAAACGGCUUAGGAAAAGGAGCCGGCCUCGCGAAGCGCUUCACGCCGAAUCCUCCCUGCGACGUCUACACAUAUCUCUUCGAGAAACACUUAGAUUGUCAAGACAGAAAACUGACAUUUGUCCUGCCCGAAUGGCCGGAAGACUUAAAGCACAUGCUGCUAGCCCAAAACGCAAUCCGUAAGCUGAAGAACAACAUGUUCUCCAGAUUCCCAAAACUGAAAAGUCUCGAUUUGCAACAAAACCAGAUCUCCAAAAUCGAGGACCAGGCUUUCUGGGGCCUGAACAAACUGACCACCCUUUUGUUACAGCACAACAAGUUGAAGGUUUUGUCGGAGGAGGUGUUCAUUUACAUGCCUUUCCUGAGUUACUUGCGCCUGUACGACAACCCCUGGCACUGCAGCUGUCCGUUGGAGUCGCUCGUAACGAUGCUGCAGCUUCCAAGGAACCGGAACUUGGCGAAUUACGCCAAAUGUGCACAGCCAGAAGAGGCGAAGGGUCGAAAGCUUAAGGAGAUACAAGCCGAACAGUUCUGCGGCGACAAAGCCGACUUACCGCCGGCGCCGAAACCUGAAAUUGCCAGACCUGAAUUUGACUCUUCGCUUUGUCACACCUACGUGUUUCCCGUAAAAACAUUGGAUUGCAGGAGGAAAGAUUUAAAAAUAGUCCCAAGCAAUAUAUCUCCAGACACAGUUAAGCUUGAUCUUUCCAGUAACAAAAUCACUUUACUACGACCCAAGGAGUUUGAAGAAAUAGAUGACCUGAAGGUGUUAAAUCUCAGUAGCAACGGAGUAAUUCACAUAGACCCAGCUGCUUUUGCAGGACUCAUCAAUCUGGAAGAACUAGACCUAUCAAGCAAUUCUCUACAAAAUAUUGAAUACGGAGUCUUGGAACAUUUGUACUUUUUGAAAAUACUGCGGCUUAAAGAAAACCCUUGGCGAUGCGACUACAACAUCCAUUAUCUUUUCUACUGGCUGAAGCACCAUUAUAACGUUCACUAUAAUGGCUUAGAAUGCCAAAAACCUGGAGAAUAUAAAGGAUGGUCUGUUAGGAAGUAUGUCAGGAGCUAUUUUGAAGAGUGCCCCAAAGAUAGGCUACCUAUUUAUCCAGAUGUGUUUGAGGAUAAUGAAAUAGAAGAAACCGCUCUAAAACACUCGGUAAUUGUCAGAGUAAUCGAUUAAUUUGUCCACCAGCAUAUCCAAACGUUUUGUAUUUUUUUUUAUAAGAAGAAGGAUCGUUUAUAUAUAUUUUGAUACUGUAAUUGUGGCGUUUGUUCGCGAUGGACUAUCCCCUGAAAUAUUGUUCAGCAGGGACGGCAUUAAUUGUGUUGUUUUU